Molecule: messenger RNA, 552 nt
Organism: Apodemus sylvaticus (European woodmouse)
Lineage: Eukaryota; Metazoa; Chordata; Mammalia; Rodentia; Muridae
Gene: Pvalb
Product: parvalbumin
Exons: 4
Coding region: 39-371 (110 amino acids)
Cellular component (GO): cytoplasm; nucleus
Molecular function (GO): calcium ion binding
Source: RefSeq, a predicted model, not a curated record
CUUUUCGCACUUGCUCUGCCCGCUCAAACAGUUGCAGGAUGUCGAUGACAGACUUGCUCAGCGCUGAGGACAUCAAGAAGGCGAUAGGAGCCUUUGCUGCUGCAGACUCCUUCGACCACAAAAAGUUCUUCCAGAUGGUGGGCCUGAAGAAAAAGAGCCCGGAUGAUGUGAAGAAGGUGUUUCAUAUUCUGGACAAAGACAAAAGUGGCUUCAUUGAGGAGGAUGAGCUGGGGUCCAUUCUGAAGGGCUUCUCCUCGGAUGCCAGAGACUUGUCUGCUAAAGAAACAAAGACACUGCUGGCCGCUGGAGACAAGGAUGGGGACGGCAAGAUCGGGGUUGAAGAAUUCUCCACUCUGGUGGCUGAAAGUUAAAUGGCACUGACUGCUUGGGUCCCCCACCUCUCCACCCCCAACGCCCCAUCUCAGCCCUUCUGGAGGCCCUCCUGAGUUUCUGUUCAGUUUGUUUAUGCUAUUUUUUACUCCCCCAUCCUCUAUGGCCCUCAGAUGACACCACUCUUCUGGAAAAUGCUGGAGAAACAAUAAAGGCUGUACC